Molecule: messenger RNA, 159 nt
Organism: Sphenostylis stenocarpa
Lineage: Eukaryota; Viridiplantae; Streptophyta; Magnoliopsida; Fabales; Fabaceae
Source: the annotation of a GenBank genome assembly
AUGGGUUAUGAUGAAUGGAAGAAAGUAUUGUACAGUCACAAUUUCAUGGCAGACGUUUCAUUCCCAUCUCCCAACAGGUAUUUGCCAAUAUCCCCCAACGAUGACAAAAAGCCAACAACUGUCCUCCGGACUUUGACAAAUCAAUCUGCAAAUCAGUAA